Messenger RNA from Lottia gigantea (owl limpet), 2709 nucleotides. RefSeq lists its product as hypothetical. The transcript has 5 exons. Bases 1 to 2709 code for a protein of 902 amino acids. NCBI's taxonomy places the organism in Eukaryota, Metazoa, Mollusca, Gastropoda, Lottiidae. The record is from RefSeq and is a predicted model, not a curated record.
AUGGAAUUUGAUUGUUUAUUUUGGAGUUAUUGUUUGGGAUCGACAUCAGUUAUAUUUUUACUCUGUGUUGUGAUAGAAUGUAUUUUAUUAAUUCGUAGUCGAAGAAAAAUCUCGAAGAUAAAGUCAGCAUAUAAAAAGUUAAAAUCAAAUAUCGUAUCAGCUCCACGUGAAAUAGAGGCGAAACGACGCGAGUUGGACGCUCUAAAAAUCUCGCGCAGACAAGGGACACCACUCCCAAUUCCCGAGGGAGAUAACAUAGAAAAUCCUUACGAUACAAUCAAGCCAAAGGAGAAAACCAUGAAACCAAAGGACAACACAUUGCUCGCUGCUAGGGAUUCUGUAGGCGACAUAUUAAAAGAGAAACUCAAGCGAAAACGCAGGAAUAAAGUCACGUUCAGUUCGGAACAGUACGAAGUUAUUCCACAUUCUGUAGAACAAAUUACUUCCAAGAAACUCGAGGAACGAUCGCAUUCCAUGUCGCAUAUUUUAGAAGAACUUCCGGCUGCAAGACAGCCACCAUCCAGUUCGAAAUACGAGUUGACGUACAUGACUAUGCAUAGAAGACAAAAAUCCAAAUCAGAAGUGAAUCUCGAUCAAGCUGGGAAAUCAAAAAAGAGGCACGGCUAUCCAAAAUGUGAGAAGCCUCCAGAGCUUCCUCGUGGCAGUAAUUUUACUCAUUUGAACUCUCAUAUUGAAAGGGAAACGGAGAUCAACUCAAAAAAAAUUGAAAGUCUUAUAACGCCACCAGUGUCUUCAAAUAGUCAAAACCAUCAAACGGAGACCCAAUAUAACCAUCUUGACAAGGUAGCGACUGAUGAUGUAAUUGUGAACAUGGAUUGUGAAGAUGAUUAUGACGAAGAUGAAAUGUAUGAUAAAGAACUUGAGAAAUAUAUAGAAAACGUGCAGCAAGAAACGUCGGAACCUAAAAGCAACAUAGAACCAAUUCUUCCAAAUAAUAUGAGCUUAAAUUCUGAAUCCCAACUUUUGGAUGCCGAGAAGAGCACUGAUUAUGUAGCAAAUGACUCCAGCCACGAUGAGACAUUAGGGGAAUCGUACGACUUUCUUCCAGUUCCGAGACCGUUAACAAUCAUUUCCAGUUCCGACAACGAACUCGUUCCACCUACGCCGCACUGCGAUUGCGAGGGUAUAUUCAAUAGCCCAUCACCAACGCCAUCGAAAUUAAACAGUGUAUUCUGGAAUUAUUGUCUGGGUUUGAUAUCGAUAGUAUUGUUACUGAUUGUUAUGAUACAGUGUAUAUUACUAAUUUGUUGUCGAAAAAGGACAUCGAGGAUAUCGUCAGAAGUCAAAAAGCUACAAUUAGAUAUUGAAUCUGGACUGGGAGAAAAGGAGUCGAAACAACGAGAAAUGGACGUUUUGAAAAUCGCGCGCAAACAAGGGACACCACUCCCCACACCAAAGGGAGAUAACCUAGAGAAUCUUUACGAAACUAUUAAACCGAAAGAGAACACACUGCUCGCCGUCAGAGAUUCUCUAAGUGUUAGAUUAAAAGAUAAAAUUAUGAAUCGAAAAGGCAGAAAUAAGAUUGUCACUUUCAGUGAAGAACAGUUUGAAAUCAUCACUGAUUCGUUAGAACAAAUAGCAUCAGAGGGACUCGAAGAAUCACCGAUGCCCAUGUCGGAUAUUUUAGAAACUGACGAAUUUGCGACGAAUCUUCCGUCAACUUCAGGAAACAAAGUCGAGUCUACCUACAUAGUCAUGCAUGGAAGUCAAAAAACCAGAGCAGAGGUGAACCUUCAGACGUCUGGGCAACCAAGAGAAACGAGUCACGUGUAUGCAAAAUGCCAGAAGCCGCCGCCGCUCCCAUGUAGCAGACGUGCCAAGUUGAACCCUCAAGGCACGGUGGAGAACAAGAAUGUAUCAAAGGAACCAGUAUCGUCGAACAGCCCAGAUGCUAAAAGUAAAAAUCAAGACAAAACGGCAACUGGUGAUGGAAUUUUGCACACGGAUGGCGAAGAUGAGUUUGACGAAGAUGAAAUGUACAAUAAAGAAAUUGAGAACUAUUUGAGUACAGACAAACUUGGUUCACUUCGAAGCUCAAAUGUCCAGAAAGAAUGGUCGGAUCCGAAUUUCAUGGACCGACACAGCACACCGAUUCUGCCGAAAAAAAUGAGUUUAAAAUCCAAAUCCAAAGAAGAUGUUCAUAACGAAUCCGGACACGAUGCGACGUCUCUUGAAUCGUACGACGUUCUCCCAAUUCCGAGACCAGUAACGACUAUUUUGAGGUCCGGAAACGAACUGGUUCCACCGACACCGUACUGUGGUCGCAAAUUUUUAUACAACAGUCCAUCGCCAACGCCGUCGAGAAAGAGUAACAUUUCCGAAAAGAGUAUUUCAAAUAAAAAGCCGCAAAAAUCAAAAAUGGCGAAAAAACUGAAAAAAAUGGAGGAUUUGAUCAACAAAAGUUUAAGGUGGAAAUCAAAAUCGAAACAGGACGAGGAAUUCGGUCCAACAAAGGGAAUUGGGUCGUUGGUUCAAAACAGCUUUUACAGUCCCACGGGUUCGAAUCCGAUAUUGGGAAAAAUUCCAUCUGAAGAAAGGAAACCAUCCCUGUCAGACAUCAACCGCCUUCAGGAACGUCUGAACAUGACCAAUACGUCAUCAGACAGGCUUAGUAGCGCCAGUUCCAUAGCAACGCCGCCAAUUCUGAGACGGACUUCCAAUGUAAGUCAAGCUAAUAAUGAUGAGUGA